Messenger RNA from Ogataea polymorpha, 285 nucleotides. RefSeq lists its product as uncharacterized. Gene Ontology annotation, biological process: translation. NCBI's taxonomy places the organism in Eukaryota, Fungi, Ascomycota, Pichiomycetes, Pichiales, Pichiaceae. Gene Ontology annotation, molecular function: structural constituent of ribosome. Gene Ontology annotation, cellular component: ribosome. The transcript is spliced from 2 exons. The coding region runs from base 1 to 285 and encodes 94 amino acids. The record is from RefSeq and is a predicted model, not a curated record.
AUGGCGGGCCGAAGCCUAACUAAGAAGGUUGGAAUCACCGGUAAAUACGGUGUCAGAUACGGUUCUUCCCUGAGAAGACAAUGUAAGAAACUCGAAGUUCAACAACACUCCACGUACGACUGCUCGUUCUGCGGAAAGAAGACUGUCAAGAGAGGAGCUGCUGGAAUCUGGACCUGCAAGUCUUGCAAGAAGACUGUUGCUGGAGGAGCCUACACCGUUUCGACUGCUGCUGCCGCCACCAUCAGAUCCACCAUCAGACGUCUGAGAGAGUUGGCUGAGGCAUAA